Archocentrus centrarchus (flier cichlid) is the source of this 2001-nucleotide messenger RNA. RefSeq names its product Rho GTPase activating protein 19 (gene arhgap19). Gene Ontology annotation, cellular component: cytoplasm. Lineage: Eukaryota; Metazoa; Chordata; Actinopteri; Cichliformes; Cichlidae. The record is from RefSeq and is a predicted model, not a curated record. Gene Ontology annotation, molecular function: GTPase activator activity. The transcript has 13 exons. The coding region runs from base 79 to 1650 and encodes 523 amino acids. Gene Ontology annotation, biological process: regulation of small GTPase mediated signal transduction; signal transduction.
CCACUGAGCCAUCCCAGCAGCCACUACUCUGAAGUACCCUAAGAACCACAAGCGGUGCCCGGAGGAUUCAAACUGGACAUGGCUACGGGUAGAGCUCCCGAUGAAAACACACAAAAUAGAAGUACAGUGUACAGUAUGGUGAUCAACCAUGAGGAAUCUCCUGGGGCCUCUCAUGCUGGCCGACCACCAGUCAUCUUCAACCCGGAUUUUUUUGUGGAGAAACUCCGCCAUGAGAACCCAGAUGUUUUCCUGGAACUGGUGCUUAGUAACAUUACUCGACUUAUUGACCUUCCUGGGACAGAGUUUGCACAGCUUCUGGGUGAGGACAGCCCCAAGACCCCAACAGGUGGAAAUGGAGGAUUUUUCCGUUCUUUCAACUUUCUUAAACGCAAAGAUAAAGGCCUUGUGUUUGGAACCUGUCUGACAGAAAGCUGUGUUGCCCAGAUGUACAAGCUUAUUGAAUACCUCAGCAAAAAUCUGCAUGUUGAAGGAUUGUUUCGGGUUCCUGGGAAUAGCGUUCGGCAGCAGGCGCUGAAGGAGCUCCUCAACAGCGGGGCUGAUUUCAGCCUGGACUCUGGGGACUUUCACCCCAACGAUGCGGCGACGCUGCUGAAGACUUUCCUGGGAGAGCUGCCAGAGCCCCUGCUGACACACAGACACUUCCAUGCUCACCUCAAAAUAGCUGACAUGACUCUGUUUGAUGAACAAGGCAACAAGACUACAAUACCCAACAAGGAGCGUCAGGUUGAGUCCCUGCAGCUUCUCUUCCUGCUUUUACCUCAGGCCAACCGCUCACUGCUAAAACUGCUCCUGGAUCUGCUCUACCACACUGCCAAGCAGCAGGACAAGAACAAGAUGUCUGCCUUCAACCUGGCCCUCAUGUUUGCCCCACACGUCCUCUGGCCCAGACAUAUGACAGCUGGUGACCUUAAAGACAAUCUGAAGAAACUGAACAACAGCAUGGCUUUUCUCAUCAAACAUUCACAGAAACUCUUCAGGGCUCCGGUCUACCUACGGGAUUAUGCUAGAAUGCACUUCAUUGGGACCAAGGCUCUGCAGACUAAGGAUGAUCUGGAGCUUCUGGCAGCAAGCAGCUCUCCUGCUCAGCGUGCAGUACUGCCUCUGAAGAGGACGGCUGCCCCGGGCCCCAGCUCUCAGGAGCAGUGUCAGUCACCAGCCAACCAAUACACAGAGGAGGCCUUGAAGGAGCUCUUCAGACACGUCCACCACAACAUGCCAGACUCUGCCAAGAAGAAGAAACUUGUCAGACAGUUAGUCAAACAGACAACCUCAGGGACGCCUGCUAAUGACAACAGUCAGGUCCCUCCAGCUCCCAGCAAGAAACACCCCCGUUCCCGCUCCUUUGGUGGUCUCAUCAAGCGCAGGGCUCGAGGGGAGCAGCUGACAGCCGAGAGACGAGUCCGACACAUCUCCCCCGACGCCCUCACCAGAACCGGAAGGAAACCUGACAAAGAGAACGUGUUACAAACGGUGAACAGCCCUUUGAAUGGUCCUGUGUUGGGAAAAGCAGGACUGGUAGUAAAAAACCCAGAUUUUGCUUUUCACAAGGACAAAGCUUUGAAAGUUUCCAAGCAGGACUCUCCCUCAGUGUCCAAGAUGUGCUGCUCUCCUCCUCAGGAGAUCCUGUAAAACCCCACACCUCCUCCUCAUCCCGGACAAGACUCGGGCAGUAUUGAUAUUAUUAUUCCUCACGUUUAUUAUUGGUUUUUAGUUUAUUCGUAGUGUUUUUACUGUGACUAAUGCAGAGCUGCAUAAGCAUUAGCCAGUACAGCCAAACCAAAGCCAGAAAGUUUUCCUUUGUCCUCGGUAUUGACUGUUUACAAAUAGUUAAAAACAUCUUUUCAGAUCUUCUCCCCAUCAACGGGAUCUGAACAAUGAAAACUGUAAAAUUACUAUUUCCUUCAGUUUAAUUUGUCUUUGAGUUCAGGUGAUUGAGGCAAAAAAAAAAAGUAAUAGAUUAUCUGGAGAUUGAAUCAGUAA